UGAGAAGUUUAGAAGAGGAAAGUUUUUGUCCAGCAGAAGACCGGCCUCAACGACUCAGCUGCCAUGGAUGAUUUAGAUGCGUUGCUGGCAGACCUGGAAUCUACAACAUCCCACAUCUCAAAGAGACCUGUCUUCUUGGCUGAUGAAACCCCCUACUCCAUCCCUACAGGAGGACACACACACCCAGAUGUGUCAGUGCCUCCUCCAGUCCCUCCUCCACCUUCAGCCGAGGCUCUGAAUGGAUCCCUGACUGAUCAGCCAAACUCCCACCACUCCUCUCAGCAAUCUUUAGGCUCAGGGCAGAAGAGCUCGUGGUCCAGGGACAGCAGCAGUUCUCCACUGUCACACAUUGAAGAGGACCACGUUUACAGUUUUCCAAACAAACACAAGACUUCAGACUCGUCAUCAGCAGCCAUGACCUCUGGUCUGGGCAGUAACCUCUCGGAGCUGGACAGGCUUCUGCUGGAACUUAAUGCGGUGCAACAGAGCUCUCCUUCCUUCCCCACUACAGAUGAGGCAGCUCCACCCUUACCAUCCUGCAGCAUCACCCACUAUGAGAACGGCAGCGCCCCUGACAUCCUUGUCAGCCCCCCAGCUCAGGAGAAACCAAAGAGAAAUGGAACAAGGCCGGAGGAGUCUCGACCUACAGUGGAGAGCCUGUUGGAUGAGCUGGAGGGCUCGGUGCCUUCACCCAGCUCUUCUACUCGUCACAAUGAUUUGGAUACAUCACCUCAACAACAAGCCAGAAUUUCAGCGUCCUGCGCCACAAGAGAGCUCGAUGAACUGAUGGCCUCUUUGUCUGAUUUCAAGAUAAUGGCUCAAGGAAAAGCUGGUGUUCCUGGUGGGCCCCCAACGCAGGUCAACAAACUGGACAACAUGCUCGGUAGCCUUCAGUCGGACCUCAACAAACUAGGGGUGCAAACAGUAGCUAAAGGAGUUUGUGGUGCCUGCUGUAAGCCAAUCGUGGGACAGGUGGUGACCGCCAUGGGCCGCACGUGGCACCCAGAACACUUUGUGUGCACACACUGUCAAGAGGAGAUCGGCUCCAGGAACUUUUUUGAGCGAGAAGGACAGCCUUACUGUGAGAGAGACUAUCAUCAUCUGUUCUCUCCUCGAUGCUACUACUGCAAUGGGCCCAUACUGGAUAAAGUUGUGACGGCGCUGGACAGAACCUGGCAUCCUGAACACUUCUUCUGCGCUCAGUGUGGAUCCUUCUUUGGUCCAGAGGGUUUUCAUGAAAAGGAUGGAAAAGCUUACUGCAGGAAGGAUUACUUUGAUAUGUUUGCACCGAAAUGUGGCGGCUGUGCCAGAGCCAUUCUGGAAAACUACAUCUCUGCGCUCAACUGUCUCUGGCAUCCGGAGUGCUUUGUUUGCAGGGAGUGCUUCACCCCGUUUGUGAAUGGCAGCUUCUUCGAGCACGAUGGCCAACCCUACUGUGAAGUGCACUACCACGAGCGGCGCGGCUCCCUCUGUUCGGGCUGUCAGAAGCCCAUCACAGGGCGCUGCAUCACAGCCAUGUCCAAGAAGUUCCACCCGGAGCACUUUGUCUGCGCUUUCUGCUUGAAACAACUCAACAAAGGCACCUUCAAGGAGCAAAACGACAAACCUUACUGUCACAGCUGCUUCAUCAAACUGUUCAGUUAGGGAUCCAGGCCCAGCGCCACGUUUCUGUCAGGCCAAUCAUCUCAGCACCAGUGAAGGUGGAUUUAUGUGGAGAAUCUUGUUCUCCCAUGAUCAAGUGUGAAUAGGUUGGGUUUGUUUAUGUUGGUAAAGUAGCAUACUGCCUGACUAAAUGUUUUAAUAUCUUUCUGAAGUAAACACAAAUUACUCUCCUCUGACAGCAACAUAUUUUGAAGCUGUUUUCGAGUCUAUCAGUGAAUGUGAUGCAGACAUAGCGUUUUAAUGACAUUGAACUUUUUUUUUUUCUUAAAGCCAGAAAAGUGCUGUAUUAUUAUUUUUUUGUCAAGCAAGCAGAAGACAUAACAUUUAUUUCUUGUCUCCUAGCAUGUGUUGGACUUUUUUUCUUCCAAAGAUCAAAAGCAGUUGUUUUCUGUAACCCUGAAGUCGUGUUGCUUCAGCUCAUUGUUUCUCAUCGUUUCAGAAAGAGGAGAACUUGUGCUGAUCACUCUGACACUGAAACUUAUGAAAAACUGUGUUAACCAUGUUGCUCACUGGCUGAGUGUGUUGUGGAAUCCAGGAAGUAAGGAACGGGUGACUGGUAACCGUUUUUAGCUUUGCAGUACAAAUGUUAUUUUUUAAAACAGGCGAGAACCAAAAGGGUUUGGAUACUUUUUUAUGAUGAAGAGUUUGAGGCAGGUGACCGCGUCAUAGACGAAUUCUGACUGGAGAGGGAAACCAGUAUUCAGAUGUUGAAAACAAGUGACUGUUGGGUGAUUUUAUUAGUCGCUUCAUCAUAAGCUCUUGUAUGAAAGUGUGGAUACGUGUUAUAAGGCAACAAUAUUACUAAAUCAGUUUUACACUAUGC
Nematolebias whitei (Rio pearlfish) is the source of this 2485-nucleotide messenger RNA. It is a transcript of the gene pxnb, whose product is annotated as paxillin b. The coding region runs from base 64 to 1644 and encodes 526 amino acids. The transcript is spliced from 11 exons. The record is from RefSeq and is a predicted model, not a curated record. NCBI's taxonomy places the organism in Eukaryota, Metazoa, Chordata, Actinopteri, Cyprinodontiformes, Rivulidae. Gene Ontology annotation, biological process: endothelial cell migration; substrate adhesion-dependent cell spreading; transforming growth factor beta receptor signaling pathway.